AAUCUCCCUCAGCUUCAACUUUAUCAGCUCACAAACUUCGUAGCCACAUUUCCUUGGCGAGUUUUGAAUCACAUCAAAUCAAAUUCUGAUCCUCAAAGAUUGAAUUUCGUUCAUGAAAGAAAGUUGGAGAAUGAGAUGUUGACUUCGUUGACUAAUUAGUAGAUCAACGGUUCCAAAAGUCUGUUAGAUGCUAGGAGGUUGCAAAGAAAUUUGAGAGUUUGUGCUCCUGGCAGCUAUUUGUAGCCGAAGUGAUUGCUUUAUAGUACCUGAGCUCAGUUGGAUGUCAUUACUGAGAGAUCUUUCUUCAAUUGAGCUUGAGUAAUUGCCAAUAUGGGUGUCUCAGGGAAAUGGAUAAGAGCAUUGGUUGGUUUGAAGAAAUCAGAAAAAUCUCAGUCUUCAGAAAAGGAUGAAAAUAGGGCUGGUAGCAAGUCUCGUCACCGUAGAAAGCAUUCUGUUGAAUUUGACUGUGACAAACUUCAAUGUGAUUCGAAUCCAAAUGCUGCUCCAGCAGUUAAAGAUAGUAGCACUCAAAUAAAUCCCGAUGCAGCUGGUUCCCCUUCUAGUUCACUUCCAGUACAUGAUACAGCACAGAGUCAGCUGAAUGUAAGGGAAGAAUGGGCUGCAAUACGAAUUCAAACAGCUUUUCGUGGUUUUCUGGCUCGAAGAGCUCUACGAGCUUUGAAAGGGUUGGUGAGACUUCAAGCUCUUGUUAGAGGUCAUGCAGUGAGAAAACAGGCUGCCAUAACUCUUCGCUGUAUGCAAGCUUUAGUUAGAGUUCAAGCUCGUGUGCGAGCAAGGCGUGUUCGUAUGGCAUUGGAAAGUCAAACAGUUGAACAAAAACUUCAACAACAACUUGAAAAUGAAGCACAUGUCCGAGAAAUAGAAGAAGGUUGGUGUGACAGUGUCGGAUCUGUUGAAGAGAUUCAAACGAAGUUGUUAAAGAGACAGGAAGCCGCAGCUAAGCGAGAAAGAGCAAUGGCAUAUGCUUUGGCUCACCAGUGGCAAGCAGGAUCCAGACAACAAGCUGCUCCUUCUGGAUUUGAACCAGAUAAAAGCAGCUGGGGUUGGAACUGGUUGGAGAGAUGGAUGGCGGUUCGCCCUUGGGAAAACCGAUUUUUAGAUAUUAAUCUUAAAGAUGGAGUUAUGGUAGGAGAGAAUGGGUCAGCUGAGGGGAAAAAUGGAACCAAAUCCCAGCUAAAAUCUGCUGGGAAAAAGCCAUUUACAACAAAUAUGCCUUCAAAUCUUUCGCACCAGAAAACUGGUGGCGCUCAUUCUGAUGGUUGCAGUUCAUCGCCCAGCAAAUCAGCAACCAUAGUUGAGGCAUCCAACACACAACAUUCCAAGCCAAAAUCCAAGCCACAUUUAGAAGAUCAAACGACAGAAGGAAACUCAAAACCUGCUGUUAGUUCGAGAUCUCAAAGCAAUCCAAAAGAGAGAUCCACACAAGCUGAUAAACAAGCAAAGAAGAGGUUGUCUCUACCAAAUAACAGGGGAGGUUCUGGUGCUGAAGCAGCCAGACAACUCAAUAGAACUGCUGCUAAAGGUACACCCAAUUCUCAGAAGCCUGGGAAGGAAAGAUCGAAACCUAAUGGAAGAGAGGAACUAACUCCUUCAAAACCUGUCCUGCAAACUAUGGAUCCGUAGCUUAAAAUAUCCCCCAGAAAAAUAAUCUCCGGCUAUUCUUGGUUUAGAUGCCACUGUUUGAGGCUGUACAUAUUGAGCUACCAUAAGAGGAUUCAACCACAUUACAUUCACUUCUGUACAAAUUUAUUAAGUGGUUUAGCUGCAGCAGUGUCAAGAGGAUUAGGCUUGUCACAAGAAUAGCUAGUAUUAGUGUGAGAUGACCAGGUAUAUUUGUGGUGUUAAUUAUGUGAUUAUAUUUAUGCAUAUUAUAUUAUUAUUUUUCAAAUGUAAAAAUUUCAGAGUUGUCUGUCUCAAUAUUAAUUAAGUUGUUUUCCCUCUCUGGUAGUGUACUUUUUUUUUUGUACUUAUGUUGCAUCAAGGAUUUGGGAUACAAAUUUUUGUAUGAGAUGAGAAUUUUAGUGGUGAUUACCUAUA
Humulus lupulus (European hop) is the source of this 2058-nucleotide messenger RNA. Its product is annotated as protein IQ-DOMAIN 5. The transcript has 8 exons. Bases 331 to 1644 code for a protein of 437 amino acids. The record is from RefSeq and is a predicted model, not a curated record. NCBI's taxonomy places the organism in Eukaryota, Viridiplantae, Streptophyta, Magnoliopsida, Rosales, Cannabaceae. Gene Ontology annotation, molecular function: protein binding.